GCCCCGCUUGCGGUCGCCACGGCUAAUCCGGACACUUGGGCGCGGCUAAUUAGAAUACUGGCUGGGUCCGCCCAAAUGCCUUCACCCUGUGGCCUCUGACCCGGGAGGAUCCGCUGCUGGGCGGCUGAGUCUUCGCCGCUGAAUCUCGGGGGGCAGAACUGACGAGGGCUGCCUGCCCCACUCCGUCAUGGAGACCGCCGGCACCCCUGAGGCUCCGGGGACAGCUACACCUCAGGAUCACUCCUUCCUGGACCUCAUCUGUGACACUACUUUCCUUGCAGGCAAGUACAUUGCCUCAACACAGAGACCCGACGGGACUUGGCGCAAGCAGCGGAGGGUCAAAGAAGGAUACGUGCCCCAAGAGGAGGUCCCAGUCUACGAAAAUAAGUACGUGAAGUUUUUCAAGAGUAAACCAGAACUUCCUCCAGGCCUGAGCCCCGAGGCCACUACACCCGUCACCCCGUCCAGACCUGAAGGUGCAGAAGUAGGCCUCUCCAAAACAGCCAAACGCAACCUGAAGCGAAAGGAGAAAAGGAGGCAACAGCAGAAGGAGGGAGAGGCCUUGAGCCGGACUCUUGAAAAGGUAUCUCUGGGAGACACAGCCCAAACGCCCAGUGCCCUCCAAGGCUCCCAGGGUGCCCCUCCAGCUGCCUCCGAUGCCUCCGACUCUGCCGCCACCACAGAGAAAGCCAAGAAGAUGAAGAACCUGCGGAAGAAGCUGCGGCAGGUGGAAGAGCUGCAGCAGCGCAUCCAGGCCGGCCAGGUCAGCCAGCCCAGCAGAGAGCAGCUGGAGAAGCUGGCCCGGAGGAGGGCUUUGGAGGAGGAGCUGGAGGACUUGGAGCUGGGCCUGUGAGGCUUUGGGAGUAGGGAGUGACUGCGGAAUAAACCAUGGGGUGCUCUGGGGUCCAGGGAGUGUGGGCCGCAGCAGUCAGGAGGGGCACUCCCAUACUGACUCACUUCCACCUGUGGCCAACUCCGUCCUCCAGAGCCCUAGGCUCUCCGUUCCUUCCCCCCACCCGUUCCCAGUGUUCAAAUUCUCAGUGAUGACCCUAGGUACUUCUGCUGCUGAUCUGGGUGUCUUGUUGAAAAGAAAACCGGGGGGUGGGAGUUUGUUAGAGAUCUGAGGCUGAGGUACAGGAGUACCCCAAGUCUUAGAGUCUUCGUUCCUGUUCACAGUGUUUAUGAGUUACUCCCCUGGCCAUCCCGAAACCACCUCCUCUCUCUUUUUUUUUUUUUUUUUUUUUUUUUUUUUUUUAAAGAAAGUAAGAAUAAA
Messenger RNA from Chionomys nivalis (European snow vole), 1273 nucleotides. RefSeq names its product PYM homolog 1, exon junction complex associated factor (gene Pym1). Lineage: Eukaryota; Metazoa; Chordata; Mammalia; Rodentia; Cricetidae. The coding region runs from base 188 to 853 and encodes 221 amino acids. Gene Ontology annotation, cellular component: exon-exon junction complex; cytoplasm. Gene Ontology annotation, molecular function: RNA binding. The transcript has 4 exons. Gene Ontology annotation, biological process: exon-exon junction complex disassembly. The record is from RefSeq and is a predicted model, not a curated record.